AUGGCGACGGAUUUACCAAACGGGAAAGGCUGUGACAGUCAUUCUGACCUGCCUGUCCCCUCUUUGCGUCAUCGUUUUGGUCUGAACAGACCUGCCGCUUCACCCUCAUCCGAUCUGACACCUACACCGAGCUCAUCUGUCCCAUUUGAAUGCACCGAGGAAUUCAAUAUUGUGCCCCACCCAGAGAUUCCGUCAACUUUGAAGAAUAUGGGUCGCGUGAAACGUCACUCUCCUGAAGGAGAUGCUGACCCAUCUUCGUUCGAAACCGAUUUGACAGCGACGGAUUUACCAAACGGGAAAGGCUGUGACAGUCAUUCUGACCUGCCUGUCCCCUCUUUGCGUCAUCGUUUUGGUCUGAACAGACCUACCGCUUCACCCUCACCCGAUCUGACACCUACACCGAGCUCAUCUGUCCCAUUUGAAUGCACCGAGGAAUUCAAUAUUGUGCCCCACCCAGAGAUUCCGUCAACUUUGAAGAAUAUGGGUCGCGUGAAACGUCACUCUCCUGAAGGAGAUGCUGACCCAUCUUCGUUCGAAACCGAUUUAACAGUGUCUGAGCAGUACACUGAAACCUGUUCAGCCAUUAUGAAACCGGAAAUUCUUUUAUCCCGUGGUGAUAUUUCCGUUGUUACACCUCGAUUGUCGGUAUUGCUAAAUGAGCCCUUCCAAGAUGACGGAAUCCGGUCAACUUUAGAAGGUCCAAUUCCAUCAAAAAUGGAAGAAACUAUUCUGAAAUGGGAUUAUGCGGGUGAUUUGGCCUCGCAGAAUUUGUCCGCCGAUUCUGUGCAUCACGUACGGACUUGCAAUGACGGUGAUCACGGGUCGGCUGAUAAAGAAUCACUGGAAGAUGAGGCGGUCACUGUGCCUUUGACAUGGCCAUCUCCAUUUAAUUCACAUCGAUCACCACGUCUACACGCUGUGCUGGUUGGACGGAAAUUGCGAUCGGGCUAUCGUUAUAGUGCAGUUGAUCAGCAGCACGUGCCUGGCCUAUCCAAACUUUUUCCAAAGGGUAUGUGGUAUGAAUUUUUUUUAUAA
Messenger RNA from Echinostoma caproni, 1035 nucleotides. The record is from the annotation of a GenBank genome assembly. Lineage: Eukaryota; Metazoa; Platyhelminthes; Trematoda; Plagiorchiida; Echinostomatidae.